AUGGCCCCGGCGCGGUUCGUCAUCAUAGUCGGUGCGUUGUCGGUGCUGGUUUGGUCCCCGGGGAUCCGUGCCCAUCCACGAUCGGUUACAGGGCGCCCCAGUGUCGAGGACACCGAAAUUGGGCAACUUCUCAGCGGGCUUGGGGAGACCCCACGUGAUGGAGAUGACUACGGAAGCUUCGAAACGGAGGACGAUCCGGUCGGUAAUGGAAGCGUCUCCAUCGAGGAACGAUCGGUGCAUAAGCGGAGCUUGAGUAACCUCGAAAUUCCACCGCUCAAAUGUGACAAGAACUGCACGGUGUAUCAUGUGGGCGUGCUGAUGGCGUCCCAUCUCGACUCACCGUUCGAUCUGGAACGCUGUGGACCGGCCAUCGAUCUGGCGCUGGAUUUGGUGAACCAAAGUCUCAUGAAGAUACACAACGUGCAGCUGAGCAAGGUGCAGCGCAGCUACGCGUCCUGUUCCGGCUCCAGAUCACCCGGACUUGCGGCUGACUUACACUUCAAGAAAAACGUGAUCGCUUUCAUCGGUCCAGCCUGCGCGUUUGCCCUCGAACCCGUGGCGCAACUUGCCGACUACUGGAACACUCCCAUCAUCACGGGCAUGGGCGAUCAGCCACCGUCGGAAGGUGAACUCUCGGUGACAUCCGGCAUUCUGGGCCGAUUGAGCAACAGGUGGAAAAACGAUAGCUCGGGCAUGUUCAAGGAUAAAUCGCGCUACCAAACGCUGACCCGCAUGUCGUACUGCCAGUGCCGGUUGAAGCUGGUGUUUUCGAGCAUCUUCCGGCAGUUUGGGUGGCGGCACAUCGCUCUCAUCAUCGACCGGUCGGAUCUGUUCUCGUUGACGGUUGGCAAGAACCUGGAGUAUGGUUUGAAGGACGAAGAGUUGCUGAAGUUCGUGCGCGAGCUGGACGGAAACGACGAGGAGGACAUCGAUGCCUAUCUGAAGGAUGCCAGCAUGUACGCUCGAGUGAUAAUACUCUCCGUGCGAGGCUCCCUGGUGCGGAAAUUCAUGCUGUCAGCGCUGGCCCUCGGCAUGACGCGCGGUGAGUUCACCUUUCUGGACGUGGAGAUCUUCCAGAGCUCGUACUGGGGCGACCACUACUGGGAGCUGGGCGAUGAGGACGACUUCAAGGCGCGCAAAUCGUACGAGGCGCUGUUGCGCGUGUCACUUCUCCAACCGACCAGCCCAACGUAUCAGUACUUUGCCGAAAAGGUGCGCUCCAUGGCGAAGCAUAACUACAACUACACGUUCGUCGAGGACGAGGAGGUGAACUUUUUCAUCGGGGCGUUCUUCGACGGUGUCUACCUGCUCGGGAUGGCGCUAAACGAAACGCUCAAUGAGGGUGGUGACAUUCACGAUGGGACGGCCAUUACGCGCAAGAUGUGGGGCCGUGACUUCGAAGGCAUUACCGGGCACGUGCGGAUCGAUGAUAACGGCGAUCGUGACGCCGACUACUCCAUCCUCGACCUGGAUCCAAUUACCGGCCGGUUCGAGGUGGUAGCGCAUUACUACGGCAUCACGCGCGAGUACUCCCCCGUCAAGGGCAAGAAAAUCCACUGGCCGGGUGGACGCGAGGGCCCUCCACCGGAUGUGCCCAAAUGUGGGUUCCUCGGCACGUCACCGGCUUGCCAGGGAAAUGGCGACAUGAUUAUCCUUUAUGGACUCGUCGGAUUCGGCAUAAUCUCCGCCUUUGCCGCAGCGGUCACGUAUAUCCUGUGCAAACAGGUGAAGCUUAACAGCGAACUGAACAACAUGUCCUGGCGUGUCCGACCCGACGAGGUGCUGCUGGAGGUGGGCAAAAUGUUUGGCAGCAAGAUGGGCCUGCAGAAGCUCAACUACGAGAACUUUUCGCUUCAGCAGUUCGGUCUCAACUCGGGCCGGGUCUCGAUCGCUUCCGGUAACUCGCAACUGCCCGCACAGCUCUUCACGACGAUCGGCAUCUAUAAGGGUGAACGGGUUGCGAUCAAAAAGGUCGCCAAAAAGAAGGUCUACAUCACCUCCACGUUGCUGUGGGAGAUCAAACAGGCGCGUGAUGUCAGCCACGAGAACACGGUACGGUUUGUGGGCGCUUGUAUCGAUUUGCCGCGGCCAACCAUUCUCAUCCUCACCGAGUACUGCCCCAAGGGUAGCCUAAAGGACGUGCUCGAGAACGAGGCCAUCCAGCUGGACUGGAAUUUCCGCAUGUCGCUCGUGCACGACGUAGUCAAGGGUAUGGCGUACCUUCACAACAGCGACGUUGGAGUUCACGGCAAAUUGCGCUCCUGCAACUGCCUCAUCGAUGGACGGUUCGUGUUGAAGAUCUCCGAUUUUGGCCUACGCACGUUAACCACACCGUCGGAGUACGUGCGCGAUCAGAACUACUACAACAUGUUGAACUUUACAGAGCUGCUGUGGGUGGCACCGGAACUGCUGCCGGCCACCGUUAUCCCUGGCACACCCGCAACGCAGAAAGGUGACGUGUACUCGUUCGCCAUCAUCCUGGAGGAGAUCGUCGUUCGGGGUGGCCCUUAUGAGACGGCUCGUCAGUUCCUUGACCCGCAGGCUAUAGUGGAGCGUGUGGCACUACACGAGAGCCCACCCUUUCGGCCGUUCGUUGGUCAACGUGACUGUCCUCCGGACCUUCUCGAUCUAAUGGAGAAGUGCUGGUCUGACAGCCCAGAUGAUCGACCAACGUUCUCUGGUAUCCGUAGCAGUGUGCGGCAGAUCAUGAAAGGUUUCUGCGAAAACUUGAUGGAUGAUCUGUUGCGGCGUAUGGAGCAGUAUGCGAACAAUCUCGAGAGCCUGGUGGAAGAGAAAACGGAACAACUCAGCAUGGAGAAACGUCGCACGGAAGAGCUGCUGUAUCAGGUGUUGCCUCGGCCCGUCGCCCAACAGCUGCUGGCCGGUGAGAUGGUACAACCGGAGCAGUUCGAGUGCGUCACGAUCUACUUCAGUGACAUCGUCGGGUUUACGGCUUUGUGUGCCCAAAGCCGCCCGAUGGAGGUGGUCGACUUUCUGAACGAUCUGUACAGCACGUUCGAUCGCAUCAUUGGAUUCUACGACGUGUACAAGGUAGAGACGAUCGGUGACGCGUACAUGGUGGUGUCUGGGUUGCCGGAACGGAAUGGGCAUGAUCACGCGCGGGAGAUCGGCCUGAUGGCACUUGCUAUCCUGGAUGCGGUGAAAUCGUUCACCAUCAAGCAUAAGCCGGAUUAUCAGCUGAAAAUUCGUAUCGGCAUCCACUCGGGGCCGGUGUGUGCCGGUGUCGUGGGACAGAAGAUGCCACAUUACUGCUUGUUUGGGGAUACGGUCAACACCGCCUCGCGGUUAGAGUCCACUGGACACCCACUCAAAAUACACGUUUCGGAAGCGGCCAAACAGAUCCUGGAUAAGUUUGGCACCUUCCGGACCGAACUGAGAGGAGACGUGGAGCUGAAAGGGAAAGGCAUCGUGACGACCUACUGGUUGCUGGAGUGCUCCGAGCCUGACCCGAGACCUCCGACGCCGAUGAAAAACUACAACGAGAAUGAGGUGCCGUUCCCGAUCCUGUUUCCCGCGAUCGGGAAGUAAGCUGGGGAUGGGCGCCACCUCAACCUGAAACCAUUAUGCUGGAGUGCCCUUGUACCGUGUCAAUGUUAGCCAACUCAGUGUCUUUUUCGCUUCGUAGUUCGUAAUCAAUCCAAAAGCGGGGAUCGCAUUGCGAUGAAUGCCGGUUGGUUUCUUAGCCCGAUCAGAAGGGCUUGCUGGCAUCGUUAUCCUCGUAUCCCGUGUCAAUUCAAUGGAUCAGCGGGUGUGGCAGCAUAGCACACCCUUUUGAUGUUAUCGUGCCACGUGUGGGCACGUGCUUUGAGAGCGUUAUUUGAAGGGAGAUACAACGAGAGCGAAAGGAAAAGAUGAAUGAACUAUUUUGUGUAGGAUUUACGGCAGGCAGAUAAACAAGAAACAAAACACCCAUGUGUCAACUAUUUAGAUGUAUUUUCUCUGUC
This is a messenger RNA of Anopheles nili, 3965 nucleotides long. Its product is annotated as atrial natriuretic peptide receptor 1. The record is from RefSeq and is a predicted model, not a curated record. Gene Ontology annotation, cellular component: membrane. NCBI's taxonomy places the organism in Eukaryota, Metazoa, Arthropoda, Insecta, Diptera, Culicidae. Gene Ontology annotation, molecular function: peptide receptor activity; guanylate cyclase activity; protein kinase activity. Gene Ontology annotation, biological process: intracellular signal transduction; receptor guanylyl cyclase signaling pathway; cGMP biosynthetic process. The transcript has 15 exons. Bases 1 to 3549 code for a protein of 1182 amino acids.